This is a messenger RNA of Petromyzon marinus (sea lamprey), 5045 nucleotides long. It is a transcript of the gene RIC1, whose product is annotated as RIC1 partner of RAB6A GEF complex. The record is from RefSeq and is a predicted model, not a curated record. Lineage: Eukaryota; Metazoa; Chordata; Hyperoartia; Petromyzontiformes; Petromyzontidae. Gene Ontology annotation, molecular function: protein binding. Gene Ontology annotation, biological process: intracellular protein transport; retrograde transport, endosome to Golgi. Gene Ontology annotation, cellular component: cytosol; Ric1-Rgp1 guanyl-nucleotide exchange factor complex; Golgi membrane.
CCCCGCUCGCGCCGGGCCUCCAUCACGGCGCGAGAGCUCCCCCACCAGCCAUGUACUUCGCCGUAGGCAAACCACGGCGGCUUCUCUUCCCCUUCGCCAGCGACGAGAGCCCUCACUUCGUGGCGGCCGACCGCGAGCGGCUGCUGCUGGCCGCGCUGUCACGGUCGCAGCUGUCCGUGUGGUUCGCCAGGCCCAGCGUGUUGGUCGUGAGCCGGCGCUCGUCCCUCAAGGCACUCGCUCAGCUGGGCGCGUACGAGCGGGCAGCGUGGAAGGUGGACAGCAGCUGCAUCGCUGUGACGACGGGACGGGGCUAUGUGCUGCUGUUCGACGUGCUGCUGGUGGGAGGGGAGGAGAACAGCCUCUACCUGGCUGUCGACCACAGGGGCAGCCCGGUGCGGAGGGGCGUCCCGGGCUACAAGGACGAGCAGCGCGUGCCGGCGCUGUCCCUGGAGCUCGGCCGUGUGCUCGACAUCCAGGCCUCCAUCUCCUGCCUCAUCUCACUGCCCGAUGACAUCAUUGCCACGACAACGGAUGGCAAGCUGCACCAUCUGCGCUGGGACGGGUUGACCAAUGGGAGGAAGGCGCUCGACCUUUGCACUGUGCCCUUUGCGGUCGACCUUCAGUCGGCUGCCGGUGCGCCGCUGCCGCCGCGCCCGGUAAGCGUGCGGGACAUGGCCUUCUGCCAGACGCUUGGUGGCUUCGCCGUGGUCCUCACCGACGGCCGCGCCGGCUUCAUCACCGCCGCCGACUCCUGCACGGACCAGGUGCUGGGCGUGUGGGCGCCCGACGUGGCGGACGGGAGCUGUGUCGCCGCCAACAACAAGUACCGCUUGCUCGCCUUCGGCUGCCGCAGUGGCUGCGUGCUGGUCUACGCCAUGGACACUGUCGCUGGAGCGCUGCAGCUGUCCCAUCGGCUGGAGCUCACGGCCAAAGACUACCCCGACAUGUGCAAGCGGACGGGCGCCGUGCAGAACGUGCGCUGGAGUCCCGACUGGACGGUGCUCGUGCUGAGCUGGGAGCGUGGAGGCCUCUCGGCGUGGAGCGCCUUCGGAGCGCCGCUGCUGUGCACCCUCGCUGCCGACUUCGGAUUCCAUCCCGAUGGAAGCCGGAAGGAACCAUUAAAAAUCAGCUCUAUGAGCUGGGGCCCUGAGGGUUACACCCUGUGGGUGCUCACGCCGCCCCCUGACGCAGGAAGUGACGUCAGCGAUGGGGCAGGAAGUAAAGAGGAUUGUGGGUACCAGGCGGAGCUGCUGAUCCUGCACUUUGUGAAGAGUGCGCUGGCCCUGCACCCGUGUGUGAGCAAUCAGGAGCAGGUGUUGCUGCAGGGCGACGAUCGGCUCUACCUGAGCUGUGGGGAGCCCCCCACGUCCAGGCCUCACACUCCGAGCCCCCCCUUCCUGCUCGGACACAGACACUGGCACAUAGUGCAGAUCCACAACUCUUACCUGGACAACAACUGGCCCAUUCGGCACGCCGCUAUGGACGCCCAGGGCCAGUGCGUGGCCGUGUCGGGCCGUGCCGGCCUCGCCCACUACUCGCUCUACACCCGCAAGUGGAAGCUCUUUGGCAACAUCACCCAGGAGCAAAGCAUGGCGGUGACGGGCGGCCUGGUGUGGUGGCAGGACUUCAUCGUUGCCGCCUGCCACAACCUUGCCGAGGGGCAGGACGAGCUGCGUGUGUAUCCGCGCGCCUCCAACCUGGACAACGCCCAUGCCCACGUGCAGCGGCUGCCGGCGCCGCCGCUGCUGCUGGGCGGCUCCCGCGGGCGCCUCCUCCUCUUCUGCUCCGACCGCCAGCUGCACGUCUACAGCGUGGAGCGCAGCCCCCUCGACGUGCCGCACCCCGGCGUGACGCUGCGGGCCCUGCAGAGGGUCUCCCUGCAGGCCCACGUGCCCCACCCGGGCCUCGUGGUGUCGGUGGCCCUCACCAGCAUGCGCUCUGAGAAGACGCUUUCCUCCCUGAGGCCCGCACAGCAGGCGUGUGCGGGAGACAGUGUGCUGCUGAACGUCGCCGGGCAGCUGCUCAUGCUGCAGAGAGAUCGCUCGGGGCCGCAGCCCCUGGACGUGAGCGACGAUCCGACCUCCUCCACCUCCUCAUCCACCUCCUCGGCAGCGUCCCUCGCACGCAAGAACCCGUCGUUCUGCGCGCCGGUGGUUCUUGCCGAGUGCGUGGAAAUCACGUGGACGACCGGGCACUCCGCUCCCAGGCCACAACCGCAGCCGCAAUCCACGCCGCAUCAGCCGCAGCAGCAGCAGCAGCAGGGCCCGGCCACAGAGGUGCUGUGGUUAGGCUGCGGCCGUUCCGGCAUGAAGGUGUGGCUCCCCCUUUCGCCGGCCGCCUCGGACGGCGGCUGGCCCGCCGGCCCCCUUCACGGCUACAACCACAACCUCAACCACGGCCACCGCCACCACCACCACCACCAGGAACAGCACCACCAGCAGCAGCAGCAGCAUCACGCGGGCAGCGUGUUCCAGCACGCGUUCAUGUCGCGCCGCAUCAUGCUGCCGUUCCCCGUGCCGGCGCUCUACCCGCUGACGGUGCUCGCCGAGCACGGCCUGGUACUGGGGGUCACCACCGAGACGCUGCCGGGAUCCUCGUCCGGCGGCGGCGGCGGCAGCGUGGCCGACCUGCUGCCGUUCUGCGUGGCGGAGCGUGCGUCGCAGCUCUACCUCCCGGCCGUGCUGCGGGGACUACUGGCGCGGAAUCUCGGCGACGCGGCGGUGUGGCUGGCCCGCGGCUGCUCCUCGCUGCCGUACUUCCGGCACGCGCUGGAGUCGGCGCUGCACGCCGUGCUCGAGGAAGAGGCGAUGGCGCGCUCCCCCGUGCCGGACCCCCUGCUGCCGGCGCUCGCCAAGUUCGCGGCGGCCUUCCCGGGCUUCCUGCGCACCGUCGCUCAUUGCGCCCGCAAGUCCGAGGUGGCGCUGUGGCCCUGCCUGUUCGCCGCCGUGGGCAGCCCCAAGCAGCUGUUCGAGGAGUGCCUGGUGGCGCGAGACCUCGAGACCGCCGCUUCCUAUCUCAUCAUCCUGCAGAACAUGGAGGCGCCGGCGCUGAGCCGCCAGCACGCGACGCUGCUCUUCAACUCGGCGCUGGACGAGGGCCGAUGGGACCUGUGCCGCAACAUGAUCCGCUUCCUGCGUGCCAUCGGCACCGGGGGUGACGACGAUGGCGGCGCCGGCGCCGGGGGAGGAGGAGGAGGGGGGGCCGGCGGCGGCGGCGGCGGCGGCGGCGGCGGCGCGGCGCCAGCCACGCCGCCCGGCUCCGAGUCCAGCGCCACCUCCUCGUCCGGCUUCGAGUUCUUCCGCCAUCGCAGCAUCAGCCUCUCGCAGCCGCCCGACGGAGCGCCGUUUGCCGCGCCGGCGGGAUCGGCCGCGGGUGGGGCGACGGCCAGGGAGGGCAGCGCCAGCGGGGGCAGCGCAGCCUCGGGCACGCGGGGCGGGCCGCUGCACAAGGCCCUGAGCGUGCCGGAUGGCCACGUCCCCAAACGCGCCGGCGCGGCGCGGGCGGAGGCUUCGGCGGUGUUGCCGGGCGCCGGCUGCUCCCCGGAGGACGUCUUCCUGGACGCCAUGCUGGCGCGCCACGCCCGCCGCCUGCUGGAGGGCGCCCGCGUGCGUCAGCUGGGCCGCUUCGCCGCCCGCCUCUCCUUCCCGCUCGUGGCGUGGCUCCGCAAGGAGCGCCACCGCGCCGCCCGGCCCGCCGACCCCGUGUCGGCGCUUCGCGGCCUCCACCGGGACUUCCGGCGCCCUCUGCCGCCGGCGCCGACGGCAACGCCGGUCGUGCCGGGCGCCGGCAUGCCGACGGUGGCGGACUUGAGGCCGUCAUGCCACGGGACCGCCGUGAAGCCUGGGCACCACGCAGCGCCAUCCGGGCGAACGUCAUCCGAUGCUGCCGCCUGGCUCGCCAAUCCCCCGUCACCCAUCUUUCUGCCUACCGAUGACCCCGCCGUCACCCACGAUGCACUGCUCCGGGCCACCCCCUCUCGGCCGCACGGUCCCACGUUUACCCACGAGGCCGUGCUGCAUCCUCUCCCCAAGAAAGGGGACGAGUGCAGCCUGGGCUCGGCCACAGACGCCACGGAGAGCAGCUCCCUGGGAGACGCCGAGUGGGGCCUCCUGGACGAGUCGGGAGCCGAGAGCACCUCCGACCCCCGCUUGAACGGUGGUGGCGGAGGGGCGCCUCCCGAACCAACGGGCAGAGCGGCGGAGAGGGCGGUCACGCAGCUGCGGUACCUGCUGCACGUGUUUGCCGAGGCCGGCUGCCCCGAGUGGUGCCUCCUGCUGGCUCUGGUGCUGCGCGACGCCGGCGCCGUGCGGGCGGCGGUGGCGGCGGUGGCGCGGGGGGGGGCGCCUGGAGUGGGGGAGCCGGGAGGGGGGGGGCCGGGCGGUGGGGGGCCUUGCGACGCGGCGGCCAGGCUGGCGGAGGUGGUGGCAAGCGUGGAGCGAUGGGCAGCGCAGUGCUGCCCCGGCUACAGGGCCUUCCUCUCGCAGCUCCAGCCAGAGCUGCAGGCUCUGUCGGCGCUCGCCGACUCCUGGGGGGGCGGCACCGCCGCGGCGUCCGGCGGCGGCGCGGCCGGAUUCGGCUUGCCAGCGUCGUCGAUGGCGGCGUCGGACGCGUGCAACGCCGCACGGAGCCCGUACCACGAGGGACCGCGAGCGUCGGGCGGCCGCGCCGGCAACGCCGCCGCCGCCGCCGCCGCCGCGACCGCCGCGCCCGCGCCGGCACCCUCGCGCCCACGCGAUGCCGGUGCCGCCUCGAGCGCCCCGGCGCCGAUCGCGCCGGCGUGGAGCGGUGGCGGCGACGGCGGGGAGAGGGACGCCACGGCCGCGGCGUCUCCCGUCUCGCCGUGCUCUCCCUCGUCGCCGAUGGUGUCGCUGUCGUCCUCGUCCUCCUUCGCCGCCUCCUCCUCCCCGUCCUCGUUCCCCCCGGAGGGUGCCGAGGACCCGGCGGGCGUCGUCGCCGGGGCGAGCGCGGAGACGGCGGAAGCCGGGACGGAGGACGGGCCGGCGAAGGGCGCCGAAGCGGAGGAGUACGCCUGCCGCAUCGCGUGA